Molecule: messenger RNA, 735 nt
Organism: Silurus meridionalis
Lineage: Eukaryota; Metazoa; Chordata; Actinopteri; Siluriformes; Siluridae
Gene: ndufb8
Product: NADH:ubiquinone oxidoreductase subunit B8
Exons: 5
Coding region: 21-674 (217 amino acids)
Biological process (GO): mitochondrial electron transport, NADH to ubiquinone
Cellular component (GO): mitochondrion
Source: RefSeq, a predicted model, not a curated record
AUUCCCCCUUGCUGAAUAACAUGUUUUGUACAUUAAAAUUAGCUGAAUAUUGUGUGUGUGUGUUGGGGGUUGAGGGGAGAGUGUGUGUGUGUGUGUGUGUGUGUGUGUGUGUGUGUGUGUGUGUGUGUGUGUGUGUGUGUGUGUGUGUGUGUGUGUGUGUGUGUGUGUGUGUGUGUGUGUGUGUGUGCGUGAAUGCAGCCUCUGGUGUCUCACAGGAUGUGCUCCCAGGACCAUAUCCUCGCACGGCAGAAGAACGCGCUGCAGCUGCAAAGAAAUAUAACCUAAGACUGGAGGACUACAAGCCACAUCCUGAUGAUGGACACGGCUAUGGAGAUUAUCCAGUUCUUCCAAACUGUUCCCAGCAUGAGCGAGACCCCUGGUACCAGUGGGACCAUCCAGACCUGCGGAGAAACUGGGGGGAGCCGAUCCACUUUGACUUUGACAUGUAUAUCAGAAAUAGAGUGGAUACGUCCCCCAGCCCUGUCAGUUGGUCCACCAUGUGCAGGCGCUUCUUUGGCUUCUUCACCUUCAUGAUGGUGAUGUUCGGCCUGGGGGAGAUGUUCCCUGCCUACCAACCUGUAGCCCCAAAGCAGUAUCCAUACAACAAUCUUUACCUGGAACAUGGAGGAGAUCCUGAGAAGGAGUCAGAACCUGUUAAACAUUAUGAGAUUUAAAUCUUCAUCAAGUUGCUUUCACUUCUGUGUAUAUGUGUAAUAAAACUCAAGUUCAAACUUC